This is a messenger RNA of Nicotiana tabacum (common tobacco), 1767 nucleotides long. RefSeq names its product aldehyde oxidase GLOX-like. The record is from RefSeq and is a predicted model, not a curated record. NCBI's taxonomy places the organism in Eukaryota, Viridiplantae, Streptophyta, Magnoliopsida, Solanales, Solanaceae.
AUGGCAUUGAUCAAGAUUCAAUCUUUUUGUUUGCUCUUCACAAUCUUGAUUCUUUUCUCCCUUUUCCCUUCACCAUCAUCAUCGUUAUCUCACCAUCAUAGCCGCCGCCAAAAACAGCGCCGCCAUAGCCAAAGUUCACAGCAGCUUCCCACUAUUUUUCGUCCAUCUUUUUUCACAUCAACUGAAAGUGGCGGUGAAUGGGUUACUUUACAAGAAUCAAUCGGCGUCUCCGCCAUGCACAUGCAACUUCUCUACAACAACAAAGUCGUCAUCUUUGACAGAACCGACUUCGGCCCUUCUAAUCUCUCCCUUCCCGACGGCAAAUGCCGCUAUAACGACGAGGCCCUUGACGUUGACUGCACUGCUCAUUCUCUCCUUUACGACGUUUCAUCAAACACUUUUCGUCCUCUUAUGGUUCAAACUGACGUUUGGUGUUCAUCCGGCGCCGUUAAUUCUGACGGCACACUUAUUCAAACCGGUGGAUAUCAUGCCGGCGACCACAAAAUACGUUUAUUUUCACCGUGUGAUGAUGUUGACGACUGUGAUUGGACUGAAUUACCGCAGAAUUUAACUGUCCAAAGAUGGUAUGCUUCUGAUCAUAUAUUACCAGAUGGACGUGUGAUUAUUGUUGGUGGAAGAAGAGCUUUUAGCUACGAAUUUUUUCCCAAGAAUGUGAAUAAUAAUGAUGGUGUUUUUUAUUUACAAUUCUUGAAGGAAACUACUGACUUUAAAGAAGAAAACAAUCUUUAUCCAUUCUUGUACAUUUUACCCGACGGGAAUCUUUAUAUGUUUGCAAACCAAAGGUCUGUAGUAUUGGAUUAUGUGAAUAAUAGGAUUGUGAAGGAGUUUCCGGUGAUUCCCGGUGAAAAAAGGAGUUAUCCGGCAACUGGGUCGUCGGUAAUGCUGCCGUUACGUUUAAGUGCCGGCGACUCAGCUCAGAAUCCGGUGGUGGAGGUGAUGAUUUGCGGCGGCGCGUCGGGUGGCGCUUAUAUUAAAGCGCAGAAGGGUGUGUUCGUGCGGGCUUCGAGCACGUGUGGGCGGAUGAGGCUGACAGAUCCAGAUCCUAAAUGGGUCAUGGAGGCUAUGCCUAUGGGUCGGGUCAUGCCCGAUAUGCUGUUGUUACCCACUGGAGAUGUGAUCAUACUGAAUGGGGCAUCAAAAGGAACAGCCGGGUGGGAGAAUGCAUUUGACCCGGUACUGAACCCGGUUCUUUACAGCCCAAACGAACCCGACCCGAGUAAGAGAUUCAGUGUUCUCAACCCUAGUACAAUUCCAAGAAUGUACCACUCAUCAGUUACCUUAUUGCCAGAUGGCAGAAUAUUAGUAGGUGGAAGUAAUCCACACGUAAGGUACAACUUCACAGGCGUAAGGUACCCUACAGAGUUGAGCUUAGAAGCAUUUUCACCACCCUAUUUAGCCCCACAAAACUCUCAUCUACGCCCUUCAAUCCUAGCCGUUGAGGGACAAAUCAGUGGUUUCCUAUCGUAUGGUCAGCAAUUCUCCAUCACCUUCACGUUGGGGUUUUACCAGCCUGAGGAAGAGCUCAUGGUAAGCAUGAUUGCACCCUCAUUUACUACACACUCAUUCGGGAUGAAUCAGAGGUUACUGGUUUUGGACAUAUUGGAAAUUGAACAGCUCUCUAUGUUUGCGUAUAAAGUUACGGUGGUUGCACCUCCAUCGCGUAAUAUUGCACCUCCUGGAUAUUAUAUGAUUUUUGUUGUUCAUCAAAAUGUUCCUGGUCAAUGUGUUUGGGUAAGGAUACAGUGA